Messenger RNA from Chroicocephalus ridibundus (black-headed gull), 7101 nucleotides. RefSeq names its product component of oligomeric golgi complex 2 (gene COG2). The record is from RefSeq and is a predicted model, not a curated record. The transcript is spliced from 18 exons. Gene Ontology annotation, cellular component: COG complex; membrane. Bases 80 to 2299 code for a protein of 739 amino acids. Lineage: Eukaryota; Metazoa; Chordata; Aves; Charadriiformes; Laridae. Gene Ontology annotation, biological process: Golgi organization; protein transport; intra-Golgi vesicle-mediated transport.
GCCGUGCUGGCGGAGGGGGCGUUGCUGUGGCAGCGGCGGGUCCUGUCGCCGCCUUGGGCCUGCCGGGCCGGGGCCGGUCAUGGAGGGGAAGAAGAUGAACCUGCCGCGGGGCCCCGAGAACCUCUGCUUUGACAAGGACGAGUUCAUGAAGCCGGAUUUUGAUGUUGAUCACUUUGUAUCAGACUGCAGGAAGCGUGUGCAGUUGGAGGAGCUCAGAGAGGACCUGGAGCUCUAUUACAAACUCCUUAAAACUGCCAUGGUAGAACUUAUAAAUAAGGACUAUGCAGAUUUUGUUAAUCUCUCAACAAAUCUAGUUGGCAUGGACAAAGCCCUCAAUCAGCUUUCAGUACCCUUGGGACAGUUAAGGGAAGAAGUUAUGAGUCUUAAGUCAUGUGUCAGUGAAGGAAUUCAAGCAGUAGACGACCGAAUGACUAAACAGGAAGAUAUAAGAAGAAAAAAGAUGUGUGUCCUGAGACUUAUUCAUGUUAUUCAGUCUGUUGAGAAAAUUGAGAAGAUCCUACAUUCCCAAGGCUCUAAAGAAUUGUCCUCGUUAGAGGGAAACAGUCCACUUUUAACUGGACAGGUUUUAGAGAGAAUUGCCACAGAAUUUAAUCAACUACAAUUUCAUGCAGUACAAAGCAAAGGAAUGCCCCUUUUGGACAAAGUGAGACCACGUAUAGCUGGGAUAACAGCUAUGUUGCAGCAGUCUCUAGAAGGGCUGCUCUUGGAAGGCCUUCAAACUUCAAAUGUUGACAUAAUACGUCAUUGUCUUCGCACUUACGCAACAAUUGACAAAACACGAGAUGCAGAGGCAUUAGUUGGUCAAGUGCUUGUAAAACCUUAUAUAGAUGAGGUGAUUGUGGAACAGUACGUUCAAUCUCACCCUAAUGGCCUUCAAGCUAUGUACAAUAGACUAUUGGAGUUUGUUCCUCAUCACUGCCGUCUCUUGCGUGAAGUCACAGGAGGAGCUAUUUCAAGUGAAAAAGCAGAUAUUGUUCCUGGAUAUGAUUUCUUAGUGAAUUCAGUGUGGCCAGAGAUAGUACGCGGUUUAGAAGAGAAGUUGCCAUCACUGUUUAACCCUGGAAACCCAGAUGUGUUUCAUGAGAAGUACACUACUAGUAUGGAUUUUGUACGGAAAUUUGAACGUCAGUGUGGCUCCCAGGCCAGCGUGAAACGGUUAAGAUCUCAUCCCUCUUACCAAAGCUUUAACAACAAAUGGAAUUUGCCCGUAUAUUUUCAAAUACGAUUCAGAGAAAUAGCAGGGGCCUUGGAAGAAGCACUUUCAGAUACACUAGAGGAAGCACCAGCUGGCAGCUCAUACUGUCUUUUGGCCACUCACAUGGUCUGGAUGAGUCUUCUGAAGUGCUGGUCAGAUCAAAUGUUUUUACCGUUAUUAGCACACCGUCUGUGGAAACUUAGUCUGCAAAUUUUGGCACGCUACUCUGUGUUCAUUGGUGAGGUUUCUGUGAGGCCCAUUUCCUGUGAGAAUAUGAAGGAAAGCAAAAAAUCGGUGCCAGUUGGUAGAAAGGAAUCUUCUGUAAGCCUCAGCCCUGGUGAAGACCAAGGGAACGAGUCUUCUCCAGAAAGUCAGACAUUGCCUUCUAUAUCUAGUACUCAGUUGGUAUAUGUCGCUGCAGAUCUGGACAAACUCCAGGAUCAGAUUCCUGAUAUCUUAGAAAUGAUUAAACCAAAACUUGAAAUGAUCGGCUUCAAGAACGUAUCUUGUCUUGCAGGAGCCUUGGAAGACUCAAAGACUUCUUUAUCAGCCUGCAUCCCUACCUUGAAUAACAGGAUUAUCCAGGAUCUCAGUGAGUCCUCCUUCGCUUACCUGAAAAGUGCACUGGAAGUUCCAAGAUUGUAUAGGAGAACCAAUAAGGAGGUGCCAACUAAAGCUUCACCUUAUGUCGACAGUGCUCUUAAGCCCUUCUACCGACUGCAGAACGAAUACAAAGAUAUAUUGAAACAGCCCAUGAUUCAUCAAUGGUUGGAAGGUGCCCUCUCUGAAAGCACACAGAAGUAUUAUGAAACUGUGUCUGAUGUGCUAAGUUCUGUUAAGAAAAUGGAAGAGAGCCUAAAAAGACUGAAGCAAGCCAGAAGAAAUGUAACUUCAAACCCUGUUGGUACAAAUGGGGGCAUGAGUGAUGAUAAUAAAAUCCGACUGCAGCUGGCCCUAGAUGUUGAGUAUUUUGGAGAACAAAUACGAAAGAUGGGACUGGAAACAAGCAGCAUAAAAAGCUUUUCAGCCCUUACAGAGCUGGUUCUAACUGCCAAGGAUCAGGCUACAGCAGAGCAAUCCUAGAUAUUUUUGAAAGCAUGUGAUUGAAGAUAAACAAUGUCCCUAAAAGACAGACAGAGAAUUUAACUCUUCUUUAUUUUACCAAACAAGUAGCAAUGAAGUGCUUCCUGAUGUAUCUCAAGCAACAAAUCAGUGCAUCUUCUGUCAAGAUAGACUUGUUUCAUCAAAAGACUGAGAAUUUACCAUCGUUUUCCAUUAUAUGGAAAGCAAUCAAAAGUUCUAAAAUUUCUAUUAUAGAAUAAAAGUGGAAAAUGUUUUUUUUAUUUUUGUUGUACAUCUUAAAAUGUAGAAGAAUGAACUUAUAUGAUGAAAAUAAUAUGUAAUAAAUUGUCUUCCUAACUUUUGAUAUCCUAUAUGUUUUUGAAUCAAAUGUAUUCAUUGACGGCCGUCAAAAGCUUUCCGAUGGGACUUUAUUCCAGCUCUUCUGGAAUAAAGAAAGUGCUCACAGGAAUAGGAAUCCAUUAUUUCUUGUUACUGCUUUGCACUUCCCUACUUUCCCUCAUCAUGGGAUAUGGUUUGUUUGGGUUUUGAAUGUUUUCAUUUUAUUGAUUUGUUUUUUUUCACGGACCUUGUUGGUGAGAAGUGCUGCAUAAAAAAGCUCUUAAAGUACUUUAAAUUUCAAGAAUAAUUCCUAGUAUCAGUAUCUAACUUACUGGCUGUUACAUUCAUGCCACCUGUUUUCUUUCAGACUAAAACUUAAUUCACUAAGCUAGAAUUUAUUCAAAGUUAGCAUAUUUCCGGUUUGUAUUAUAUUGUUUAUUAGAAUUCAGGGGAAGAUUGUGCCUGAGUACUCGUAGAAUUCUUGCAACUUCAAACCUAGUUACUUCAGUACAAAGUGCAUCUUUACAUAGCAGGAAAUUUGAGAGUGUUAUUAGGGUUUUAAAUGGUAGAAGGAUUAACAAAGAGCUCUCUUGAGCCUAGAGUGAUUUGCCUAUUGACAUGUCUCUCUUAUAUGUGAGGGACAGGUAACGCAGUCUGGGGACAGGAGGAGGUGAAUUUGAGGCUUUCAAAUGAGGGAAUGUCUUGUGUGAGUGAAGGAAGGUUUUGUGGUUUGUUUUUGUGUUUGUUUUUUUUUUUACCCUGUGAAAAUUUAACACUAGAAUUCUAGUUCAUGUUUAUUAAUUAAAAAUACAUAUUUAUUCCUAAAGUAUUUAGAGAGUUUGGGUCUUAGAGGGAGAGCCGGCGAUGAUGCCGGUCUUCCAAGUACUUAGAGACAUGGAGUUCGUAGCACAUAGCUGUUAUGUAGCACUGAAGUUGUAGUGAACAAACCUUUCACAGCACUGAGGUGGGUCUUUUCUCACUGUUAGAGAAUUGACUGUGUUUCAGUUGAGAAGACACAACUAUGUGAUCACUGCGCUUUUGAAGCAGUUAGGCUAAGUGAUUAUUCUGACGUUUCUAAAUUUUAUGAAGGAGGUAGGGGGUAAGUGCUAUGUCUUAAAAUUAUGUUGGUGUUCUUGGAUUCAGUCUGAGUAAUGAAGAGCAGCAUUUGGCUCUUCUAAUUUGCUUAGCAUCUCUCUGUUCAUGGCAACACGUACAAUUGAGACAGCAUCCAAAUUUAUUGCUGAAGAAAAACAGCAAAGUGAACCAACUUGCUGGAUGUCAGAUCCGUUUGUCUCAUUCAGUGACGGGGAGAUCCUCAGCCAGCCAAGGGCUGAGGGACACACUGCUGAAUGAACAUAACUCUUACUGUUAUGAACAUGAAGUCUGUGGUCUGUAUUAUAUUUUUACAGGCUUCUAAUUGAUGAACCUGGAAAACUUGGUCUCCCUGCACCUCUGCAUUUGCUUUUCUUAAGAGUUAGGAGUACAGAUGUCUUGCUACCACUAGCUGCUGUUGUUUUCAACAUUUUCUUAUUAUAAAAUGAAUGUGUAAGUUGUAAUACAAGACUGAGAUUGUAGUAUUGUAAAUGCAUUGUGCAACUUCUUAUUUUGGAAGGUAUAGCUCUAUAAACUUAAAUUUCCGUAAUAUCUGUCACAAAAGUAGCAGAUUCUGAGAUCUGUGCGUACUAGUGAGUGAAGAUGGACCAGCUUUGUUUGUUUCCUCUAAAAGCAGGGAGAAGGAUGCUAUCUAUGUACCAAACCAAAAGGGCAUGAAAAGGUUACUUGCCCUUUUGUCACGUGGGGUUUCCCACACCUCCCUGCAGUAACACCACGUCCUGCUUGUCAUCGUCAGCUUGCUGAGUAUACAGGCUGAAUUCUCUUCUCUUCCAUUGAAGACCAGCUUUAAUUUCAGGGCAGGAAAUAACAUUGUAUAGCAAAUCAGAAUUAUUGAAUGGUCGUAUGAUUGCUGUAAAUGUCUAGAUCACUGGUUUUAUGUCAGUUCCCCAUCUUUGAUUUUUGUUCACUUGAAUAGCAUUUAAUUUUCUUUCAGGGGAAUGCGACAUUAGUUAAAAACUUCUGUGGUAACCCUGUUGAAAGAAACAAGAGGUGUGAAUUGGCUUUGUCUUUGGUGAAAUGAAUUUUAGCCUUUUCAAACACUGUGGAUCAGUCAGGAGGAGAGGAUCUACCAUAUGAGUAAGUGUGUUCUGAUAGUGAUGUCUUCUGCUGCUAAUUCUCUUUCUUCUGUUCCUCAGAAUAUUAUUUUUUUAAGUGCACUUCACUUCAUGACAGUAAUGCAGAUUUUGUGCCUUUUUCUUCUUCUAGGAUUUCUAGAAAACUUGCUAUGCCUUUCCAAGGCUGGAAGGAAUUUAGCUGGAAGAGGUUUUGUAUAAUAGCAUUGGGGAGGGAAAGAGUGGUGGCAUGUUUUCCUCUAAAAUGGUAAUUAGAUUCUUAAGUUUGUGGGUAUACCAGAAGUGGACCAGACUGUUUUAACCUCGUCACCUCAAGAUAACUAGCAAUAUGUGUAUUUGGCUGGACUACUCAAUAUUGAGGAAUAUUUACUCCGCUUUUUCCAUCAGCAGUUGUAUUUUCAUGCUUGAACUAGAGGGAUGAGGAAGCAAACUGCCUAGAUUUUUUAAUUAUUUUUUUUUAAGCUUAUCAGCAUAAGUGUCAGCUAUGCUCAGGGAUAAACUGGGUUGUUUUGAUGAAGCUUAAAAAGUCUGUCCUUGUCUUUGCUUUCUUUCUCCAAAUCUCCCAUCUGUUAGAGCAUGAUUUGAGGUGCUUCGUUGGUGCUGCUGAGCUGUGGACUGCAGCUGAGAGCUCAGGGUGUGAAUGAUGCUUAGGAUGCUUGGAAUGGGCAUCACUCGGUGCCUGGCAGGGGAAUUUGGUGGAACCGGAGGAGACCACUAGAUGAGAGUGAGGAAAAUACCAUAAAAAUUUUAGAUGUAAAAUUGAUGUCAGAAACAAGUUUCAGGCGUAUGUAUUGUUGGGGAAGCGGAGAAAUUUAGUUGGGGGGGUUGGGGUGGGUUUUUUGUUUUGUUUUUUACCAUUUAAAUAUGUAAGAGAAUGGUACAUGUGCAAUUAACUUAUCUUUUUGGUACUGUAGCACUUGCUCCAGCACCUCUCUCUUCCCAGUUCCUUGCUCUGGCCAGUAUACUUUUAGUUCCAUAUCUUGGCCCUUUCUUCCUUCCUUUUCUUCUCCAGGGUGUCGGUGGAGAGGUGCUCUCCACCACAAAGUUUCUUUUCUGAAAAGUGUUUGGUUUGUGGGUGGUAGGGUUUGUUUCUUUGUUUUUCUGCCUGUAAUCGCUGUACAGGGUAGUGAGCCUUCCAGCAGCAGGCAGCCCCCACCCGUGAAUAAUGGCAUUUUGUCCCAGAACUUACUGGCAGGGUGGCCAGGGGCUCCCCUUCGUUAUCCUCCAUCUUCAUCACGGAAAUGGAGCAUUUUGUGGUCUGAAAUUUUGUUUGCGGCUGAUGCUACCUUUUGACUUUAAUGAGGAAACAGGAUAACUUUUAAAUUAGUAUGAACACUUGGAAGCUGCUUCUUUCGUGCUUACAGCUGUAUCAUUGGCUGUAUUGCAUGAUAAUUUGCAAUUUACUGUCUUAAAAAGCAUAAACCUGACUUGGAGCAAAUUUCAGAAGCCAGAACAAGGGAUGUAGUUAUGGACAUAAAACCAGCUGAACUGUGGCAAAGCAACUUGGAAGUGGGUUUAUUUGCAUCUUUCCGUCUCUGCGUAUUUGUAGUUAAUUGCUUCUGUAUAUAUGAUAAACAUACUAUAUUUAGAUGUUAGAGCAUCUGGAAUACAUACAGUAUAAUCGGAUAAAUACAUGGAUGCUAUAUCAUAGCACUUGAAACCUUAGUAUUCUCAAGAGUGAGUUGUGUUACUUAUUAGUCUUUUCCGUUAAGCUAGAAGGAUCCAUCGUGUAUCUCCAUGAGCGACAGCAAGCCACUGGUAUUAAUGGGUUUGCAUUGGAUGAACAUUUGGGCCAUUGUGGAUGACAAGGAGCUACCAUGCUCUGUAGGAUACAUCUGGCAUCAUGUACCAAUGAGGUUUGCAGUUAUUUUCUAAACGCCAUCGGUGCUAAAGACAAAUCUAGAGAUGACAGAUGGAAUAUCCUUGUUCCACUGAGAGGCUUUCCUUAGUACCAAGACUUCAUUCCCGAUUCCUCACUUCCCAAUUCAAGAGUCGUCUAAUAAUCUGUUUUUCCAGUUUAAUGUUUCAAACCUUUAUGACUCUGUUAAGAGUUGGAUUGGACCACUGAAACGUUUUGAUUCACGUGUACCAGCCCAUCCAUCUUUUAUACUAAUACAGAUUACUGCCAUUAAUGCUAUUGUUUAAGAAGAGAUGGUUUGGAUAUGUUAAAGUUUACAGAUCUGUGCUGCUCUAACAGUACUGUUCUUUGUCACUAUAAGGCUGUAAUAAAUGCCUCUAGGGUUGGAAAGUAAUCCAAGGAAUAGAAUUGUAUUGGAAUAGCAGGCCUUCCCGCCCCCC